Oncorhynchus gorbuscha (pink salmon) is the source of this 2827-nucleotide messenger RNA. RefSeq names its product ataxin-7-like protein 2. NCBI's taxonomy places the organism in Eukaryota, Metazoa, Chordata, Actinopteri, Salmoniformes, Salmonidae. The coding region runs from base 29 to 2452 and encodes 807 amino acids. The record is from RefSeq and is a predicted model, not a curated record. The transcript has 10 exons.
UAUGACGUAAGUCACUUGCCGCGCAGUGAUGAUGGCGGUGCGUGAACGCGCAGUAAAAGUAAUGGCUGCUCUGGAACGGCGGGUGCCUAGUCUCGAUGAUUUCGUGGGCGAAAGCUGGAGCGCCUGGGCCGAGAGAGCCAGUGUGACUGCGUCGGAAGGCUCUGAUGGAGAUGACUGCAGCAAGAAUGGGAAGAAAGCAGCCGAGGCAAUGUCUCUUAGGAAGGAAGACAUGUCCAUCUUCGGCCACUACCCGGGCCAAGAUGACUUCUACUUGGUGGUGUGUAGCCACUGUGGCCAGGUGGUCAAGCCCCAGGCCUUUGAGAAGCAUUGUGAGAGGAGACACGGCCCUCUGAGCAAACUGUACGCCCCCCUCCGCUCCACCCCUCCAGCACCCCAGCAGCGCCCCCGCCAUAGCCACUCCCCAUCCUCUGCCCACGCAACCUCAUCCUGGGAAGGGAGGAGGCAAGGGACUGGGGCACCAAGAGCAGCCCCCCCAUCCCCAUCCACACCCCCACAGUUCAGACACACCAAGCCCCCCAAGGAAGGAGUAGGCCACUCUCACCUGGAUAAGAGCCCCCACAGCGGCCAUUCUGAAUCAGCUGUGUUCAAGCAGCCUCCACCCCUGGAGCCUCCCCUGAGCUCCCCACCUCCCUCACUCAGAGACCCACCGUGGCCCCAUGGAGGCACCCCGCCCAGCCGGUCCUCCACCACCCCGCCCAGCCGGUCCUCCACCACCCCGCCCAGUCGGCCCACCACCUCCACCGCCCGGCCCUCCACCACCCCCCCGCCCGGCCGGCCCUCCACCACCCCCCCGCCCGACCGGCCCUCCACUGUCCGGCUCUCCACCACCCCAGCCGGCCGGCCCUCCACCAGUGAGAGGACACACACUCAGAGGAAGGAGGCCAUAAUGGUCCCUACCCUCCCUGGCCAUCUCCGUGGACCAAGACCUUACAACAAAGUGGCCUCCAGGAGAGAGUGUGAUCUUGACAAGCACUGCGGAGUACUGGACUCCGAGAGGAAGAAAGUCUGCACUCGUCUCCUAACUUGCAAUAUUCACUCUAUUCACCAGCGGAGGAAGGUUUCUGGUCGGAGUAAAAACUUUGACCAGCUGGUGACCGAGCUGAAGACGGGUGUCCGGAUCCGUGAGCGGGGCGCUCAGACCCAGGAGGGGAGUGGCUCAUGCCGGUCCCCCAGCCCAGAGGCCCAGAGGGACCCCCUAGCACCCCCACACUGCAGGAGGCCCCUCACCAACAACCCUGCCUUCAGUCGAUCCAGGGCUUCUUCAGAGAGUGCUCCAGAGGAGGAAAAACCUUGUCAAGAGGAGGGUAGCACCCAAGCCCCAUCACCCCUCACCCAUGGGCGCAUUUCCAGCGAUGAGAGCGAGGGAGAGGGGCCCGAGGAACCAAUCGAAUACCCCUCCUCCUCUUGGCACCCUAAACCAGCCGCGGGGUGUUCGUUUGGCAGUUAUGUGAUGGGUCAUGGUGUGUACACCUUUGACCGGCGGCUCCACCACCUUCGGUCGGCGCUCAAUGCCAUGGUGGAGCAGCACAUCAGCGCACACCUCUGGAAGAAAAUACCUCAAGCAUCAGACCUCCAGUCCCAAAGUCCCUCUGUGAAGAGCAUCUCCUCUUCCUCUCCCUCCUCAUCCUUCUCUUCCUCUCUACAUUCUAAAGUCAGGACAGGAAGCCACAGAACCACCCCAUCCCUCAGGCCUUCCUCCCAUGGACCAGGGAGGGAGACACGCCUACAAAUCGCCUCCCACUCCACAGCCAUUAACCAAUCAGAGAAUUCCAGUGGCAGUGGCAGCCAUAUUGUAGCCCCUGCGCCCCCUCCUGUCCGCGAGGCAGGUCCAGGGCGACCGCUAGGUCCCGGAAGGCCCAAGAACCCGGUGGGGCGACCCAGCAAGCAGCAACUGAGACUCAGAGAGGAGGAGGCGGCAGCAGCAGCACUCAGUAAACGUGAAGCCCCAUCACAGGAGAGUGAGCACUCCGGCCCAGACAGGAACUCUAUCAUCCUACAGGAUCGGAGACGGCCCCCAACCAGUUCCUCUAAGACCACCCGGCCCACCCCUCACAGCCAGACCAAUGGCACCCUCUCCCCCAGCAGCAAACCCCGCCCCCAGCCAUCCCCCUCGGAGCCCCAUUCACCAGCAUCUGCCUGGUUGUUUAAACGGACACACCCACCCUCUGGACACACUUCCUCCCCACCCGAUCCUCACUUCCGCAGGGGGGACUCAGGACUGCACGGGAGGGGGGCGACGGCGUACGACCACAGGGGUCUGGGGAAGAAACGCAAGGGGGGCAGCAGUGAACCCUCUCCCCCCUCCAAACCGCACCGCCUGCCCUCCUCCCCUCACUCCAAUUUCUACCCCUGGAAGGACAGUAAGGGGGGAACACUGCCUGGUGGGGUGGAGAAGAAAAUGGGCACACAGAAGCCAAAACUGCACCAUUAAGAGUGCCUGCCUUACAAGCUACUGAGGGAGUCAGCCCUGCCUGUGCUGUCAGACAUCAUGCCUCAGACUGUGGCUACAGGACUCAAGAGAUGUGUGUGUGUGACUUGAUAUUCAAGCCAAUGUUUGUGUGUAUGUCUUUUGACUCCUGUGUGUGUGUGUGAGCGAGAGUGCUUAUGACCAAUAAUGUAUGAGUUAUGUGUUCAGUUCCUGAGUCGGUGUGUAAGUUUGCUGCUGCUGUUGGUGAGUGUGUGCAGGACAAAGGGGACAUGUGAAUUUCUGUGUAUGAAUUUAGAAAUACCUCAAGACCUUCUGGUUAUGCUGCUAAAUAAAUAUGUUGGUUUAUAAAAAUUGAUUAAAAAUAUCCUUUACACUUGC